This is a messenger RNA of Branchiostoma floridae (Florida lancelet), 1678 nucleotides long. Its product is annotated as 3-beta-hydroxysteroid-Delta(8),Delta(7)-isomerase-like. The transcript has 4 exons. Gene Ontology annotation, molecular function: C-8 sterol isomerase activity; steroid Delta-isomerase activity; cholestenol delta-isomerase activity. Gene Ontology annotation, cellular component: membrane; endoplasmic reticulum. The record is from RefSeq and is a predicted model, not a curated record. Gene Ontology annotation, biological process: cholesterol biosynthetic process. Lineage: Eukaryota; Metazoa; Chordata; Leptocardii; Amphioxiformes; Branchiostomatidae. Bases 143 to 829 code for a protein of 228 amino acids.
CAGGAGCUAGGUACUCAGUUCGAACCACUUCCGCGUUUGCGACCUCUAGUCCAGAUCUUUGAGGUUGCACUCUGCAUGCAGAGUUUUGAGGAUUGUUGAAAGGAAGACUUCUUAGGUUUUGUAUUCUGUUUUUCGUCCCGAAAUGGCGGAAAAUGUCAGCACACACCCGUACCUCCCACAGGGUCUGAAGCUCCCGUGCCGAUAUGUGGAGAAUGACAAGUCUAUCCAGGAGCUUCUGGGCGUUUUCUUCGGGCUCACAGCUUUGGUGAUGGUGAGCACCUGGAUCUACUCGGGCAGCAGUGCAAAAGUGAAGCUGUCCACGGGACAGCGCCUGACGGUCUGCUGGUUCGUGCUAUGCGGAUGCAUCCACUUGAUCCUGGAGGGGUGGUUCAGCGUGUUCCACAACAGCAUAGCUGGGGACCAGUCCUUCCUCUCACAGUUAUGGAAGGAGUACAGCAAGGCAGACAGUCGUUAUGUCUCUGCGGACAACUUCACGGUUGUGAUGGAGAGCAUCACAGCGUUCCUGGAGGGACCGGGGUCCUUCCUGGCAGCCUGGGCCAUCCUGGAGAACAAGCCGUCCCGCUACCUCCUCCAACUCCUGGUGUCUACGGGCCAGCUCUACGGGGAUAUCCUGUACUACACUAUAGAGUACAAGGAUGGCUUCAUACACGGCCCCAUGUGGCACCCUCUGUACUUCUGGUUCUACUUCAUGUUCCUGAACAGCUUCUGGAUUGUUAUUCCCUUCUGUCUGCUGGUUCAGUCCUGCGGGAAAGUUAGCCAGGCUCAGUCGGCUUUAGACAAAACUGGUGCUGGGAAGAAACGAAAGUAAUUUUGUGAGACACAGCAUGGUCACAUGUGUGGUGGCAGGCCAUUGUAUGAGUUUGAUGUCAUACAAUUUCAAAUUUUAAAACAUUCUGUGACAUCUAAGGAUCGAAGGAACGAACCAACUGCUGACAUUUAAGGAUAACACUCUUUGAUAAAAGACAGCUCAAUUUGUAUGACACAUUCACUUAAUCUCAGUUGCAAGAACCUGUUCAAUUUGGUGGUACAGCAACUAUGACAUGUGACCAGGGCCUAACAUAAAAUAAGGUGAUAGAAAGCUAGCCUAAAGGAGUGCAAUUUUACAUUUUUACUGAAUGUGUAUCUAUUGCAGAAGAAAUUUUACUUCAUGAUUAAAAGUCAUGUUUCCAAGAUGUAACUUUUACAGAUAAUCAUUGUAAUCAAUGAUGGUGUUGAUGCAUUAACAAUGCACCAAGAAAAUUGGAAGGGGUAUUUUAUGGCUUACAAAGGACUCUAUUAUUGUUCAUAGUGAAGUGAAGGCCAACUGUAAUAUUAUGGUAGUGAUUUUAUACUAUCAUUUCAAAACUGAGAUUGUUGAUACCGUAGAUCAAUGAGUAGGAAAUUUUACAUGAAGACUUGAUAAUUUUGAUGCCAUUCCAUUAUUGGGUGCUCCUCACCUAAGAAAUUACUAUCUAGUCUGUAUAUCAGUAUCACAAUCUUUCACAAAUGAUGAAGAAUGUAUUCCUUUACUGCAUUUUUGGCAAUGCCUCGGGGGCGAGCCAAAUGGUGUAUUAUUCAAUAUUGAUGUCACUAUUGUACCUACCUCAUAUUGUAGUAUGAGUGCAAUCGUGACGAGAAAGUAUGGGAUAUCAUCCGAAUAAAUGAUUGGAUUAGCGAA